CUAAAAUCUGCAAAGGGGGCGGCGUUCGAUUCUUUUAGCCACGUUAGUCACAUCAGAUGCCAUCCUGAGACUCGGCGCGAUGUUCUUCAGCAAAUAUUGGCCUGGAGCACGACAACAGACGGCCAACACAUCUACUGGUUGAACGGCGGAGCUGGUACCGGCAAAUCUACAAUAUCUCGAACGGUUGCACAGUUAUUUGCAGAUAAAAAGAUGCUCGGUGCCAGCUUCUUCUUCAAACGCGGUGAAGGAGACCGUGGUAGCAUGGCGCUUUUCUUCUCCACGAUAGCCUCUCAGCUUGUCCAAAAGCUACCUUCAAUCGCACCACACAUCCGCGCAGCAAUUGAGGCCAACCCUGAUAUCAAUGACAAAUCUGUGAAAGUUCAGUUCGAUACGCUUAUUGCCGAACCUUUUGGAAAGAUGUCAGCGUAUACCAAGAUACCAACAGUGGUUAUAGUGGUCGAUGCACUCGAUGAGUGUGACAAUGUUGAACAUGUGAAGUUGGUUAUUCACCUCCUCUCACUGGCAAAGUAUUUUACGUCUGUCCGCCCUAAAUUCUUCGUUACCAGCAGACCCGAGCUUGCUAUUCGACUAGGCUUUGAAAAUAUUUCCGGUAACUAUGAAGACUUAGUUCUUCAUCAAAUACCUCCAGCUAUUAUUGAACAAGAUAUCAAUUCUUUCUUGCAAGACGAGUUCGCUCUGAUUCGACAGGACUACAAUAAGUCUGUAUCAUCAUAUAGGCAACUACCACUAUCUUGGCCCGGUACGGAGAAAGUCGAGAAAUUAGUGUCCAUGUCUGUGCCUUUAUUUAUAUUCGCUGCAACUGCUUGCCGCUUCAUCCAAGACCGUAGGGUUGGUGGACCGAAAGCACAGCUCGCGAAAAUCCUGGAGCACCAGUCAAGCCAAAAUACUAGUUUAGAUGCAACUUAUCUGCCAAUAGUAGACGGAUUGGUGGCAGGACUUGCUGAUUCAGACAAAAGCAAGGUUUUUGAACGAUUUAGGGAAAUUGUUGGUUCUAUCGUCAAUCUGGCCAGUCCUCUUAGCACGCCAUCUCUGGCUCGUCUUUUAUCUAUAUCCUCUGAUGUUAUCGAAGAUCAAUUAGAUCUACUACACUCUGUUCUUUAUAUCCCCCCGGAUCGAAAUAUUCCUGUACGACUGCUUCACCUGUCUUUUCGCGACUUUCUCGUUGAGCCGGAGAAAGGCAAAGACCCAAAAAGAUACCAGUUUUGGGUCCAUGAGCAAAAAGCCCAUCAACUUUUGGCAAUCAAGUGUCUACAACUUUUGUUGACCGACGGUACUCUUAAAAGAAAUAUAUGUAACCUACAACUACCGAGCACUCCACGGUCCGAAAUUGACCAACAGGCCAUUGACGCCGCUCUACCCCCCGAAGUUCAAUAUGCUUGUCGUUAUUGGGUUUACCACUGGAAAGAAGGUACGAAAAAGAUCAAGGAUGGCGAGCUUGUCGACCUUUUUUUGAGCGACCAUUUGUUACAUUGGCUUGAAGCACUGGCCUUACUAGGUCGAAUCUCGGAAUGUAUUAGAAUGCGGGAACAUAGCGGUCUUGUUUCAGCGCUCCUUCGCGAUGCGCGACGAGUCAUUUUAGGCCAUCGGUUCAUCAUAGACAUUUCACCGCUUCAAAUUUAUUAUUCAGCUAUUGUGUUCGCACCGCAGAAAAGCAUCGUAAAAAAGCGGUUCAGCAACGAAAUCCCUGCCUGGCUUUCUCAAUUAUCGGGAAUUUCUUCAGAAUGGGACGCAUGCCUACAGAUACAUGAAGUACAUGUCACCCCUGCAGCAAUCGCCUUCUCAAAAGAUUCGAAGAUUCUCGUAUUGGCAUUAUCCAACGGUACUAUAAAGCUCUGGGAUACCGUCACCGGCACCCAUAUUUCAACACUUGAGGGACAUGACUCUAAAAUUCGGUCCAUUGCAAUCUCGCAUGAUUCUACACUACUAAUAUCUAUUUCACGGGAUGUAAUCAAAAUUUGGGAUACAACGACUAACUCUUGCAUCAAAGUAAUUGAAGAUAAAACCAUUCAAACUAAGGCAUUAGUCGUGCUUUCGCAUGACUCCAAACUAUUGGGAUCAGCUUCGAAAGACAAACCAGGCUACGUCAUUAAACUCUGGGAUACUGCAACAUAUACUUGCGUAAUGGAGCUUAAGGGGCAUGAAUCUAAUAUCACCUCUAUGGCGUUCUCGCAAGAUUCGAAAGUGCUUGCUUCAGUGUCCUCUCAGUCACGGAUGGAUAUCAAGCUCUGGAAUGUUGCAACUGGAACUUGCAUCGCAACCUUGGAGGGACACAGCGAUGAUAUUACAUCACUUGCUUUUUCGUGUGAUUCAAGAAUGCUCGCAUCAACUUCAAUUGAUUCCGAUAUCAGGCUCUGGGAUAUCACGAAAAAAUCAAGCAUAGCGGUAUUUCAGGGUAAUUCUCUCUGGGUGGUUGACUUUGCAUUCUCGCAUGACUCCAAGCUUCUUGCGUCGAUAGAUAGCGAUACCAUGAAAAUCUGGGAUCUCGAAAUUGAUGUUGGCCAUAUCCAAUAUCCUGGUCUUACUGACCUCACCGGAUUUGUGGACAAUGGAAAGAUCCUUAUUUCAACGUCAAACAAUCGAACAUUUAAGUUGUGGGAUGUUUCAACUGGUACUUUUACAGCAGCACUUGAGGGAUACUCUAGCCGACACGGCUCGAUCGCAGUAUCAUAUAACUCCAAGAUGUUCGCGGCAGCUUCAGUUGAUAGCAGGAUCCAACUAUGGGAUAUCAAGACGAGCACCAGAAUAGCUAACCUAAAAGGGUUCACUAAAGGGAUUCCAUCUGAAAUCAGUGCUAUCGCCUUUUCACACAACUCUCAACUGCUUGCUUCAGCGACGUCGGCGAAUGGAAACAUCAAACUAUGGGAUAUCAGAACAGAGACCUGCAUUAAGAUACUUGAAGGCCACUCUGCGUAUGUAAAUCAGUUGGCGUUCUCGCCGAGUUCAAAUAUACUUGCCUCAUCCGGAGGCAAGAAUAUUAGGAUCUGGAACGCUGAAAUAGGCACUUGUAUAGCAACGGUUGAAGGACAUUUUUUUGGCAGAUUUCAUUCUAGCGCAUUUUCGCAUGACUCUACGAUAUUUGCUACUUCUGUGCCUUCUAAUAACGUGCAGCUCCAUCGCCGCGGGAUUGGGCUAAGCGAGGAUUCAUCAUGGGUUAUGUGGAAUGAUGACAGAAUUAUAUGGCUUCCUCCAGCGUAUCGACCGGGAGAAGCAAGUGUGAAGGGCUCAACAUUGGCCAUUCAAUGUGGACGGAUAGUUUUCCUGACAGUUUUACCCAAUCUCAUGAACCUUAUAUAA
Messenger RNA from Trichoderma virens Gv29-8, 3315 nucleotides. RefSeq lists its product as uncharacterized. The record is from RefSeq and is a predicted model, not a curated record. The transcript has 4 exons. NCBI's taxonomy places the organism in Eukaryota, Fungi, Ascomycota, Sordariomycetes, Hypocreales, Hypocreaceae. The annotation marks the transcript as partial. Gene Ontology annotation, molecular function: protein binding.